AAUACAGAGCGCGUGAAAGGAUCACAAUGCGGAUAAAAUAUUGCGGAUCAUAUAUAUAGACCAACUGUAAGUCAGUGAAAAAAAAAAUAAAUAACAAAAACAAACUGAGCUGUUUGUGUAUUCAAUUAUAAAAGUGCUUAAGUGGCGAAGUGUAAACAAAUACAUUCCAAACAAAUAAUCUCAAGGAAUACAACGCAAAUCACGUUCUUGUGGCGCCAUUUAUUUGCAUAAUUAAAGCCGUUCGGCUAGAUGGUGGGCGAGAUUAGAAGUCGCUAAGAUGAUGGCAGUGUAUUUUUCUGUGUUUUUCUAGCCUCUAAUUAGCAGUUGGAUAUUACGCAAAAAUUGGAAUUAUCAGCCUGCAAUGAUGCAGGAUAUCGGUAACAUGGGCCAGACCCAUUUGCAGCCCCGCGUGCUGUUCAAUGAAACUGUUUUAAAAGACCACAAACUGACCAGUACCGACAUCGAGAAAUUCGUGAAACUGUGGCAGGAGUUUCAGAUGAAGAACAUAACCCCGCCGGUGGAUGAAUGCCAGGGCUAUUGCCAGGGGGAAAUUUACAACUGGCUGCGAGCCUACAACAGCAUCCAUGGAUACGUUUCCCUGAUGAUUUGCAUAUUCGGGACAAUAGCGAACAUCUUGAACAUAAUGGUCCUUACACGAAAGGAAAUGGCCAAGACGCCCAUAAACAACAUCCUCAAGUGGUUGGCCGUUGCCGAUAUGUUUGUGAUGCUGGAAUAUAUACCCUACACUUCGUAUCAGUAUAUUUAUAUGGGUCCAGGUGAAAAAGAUUUGAGCUACACCUGGGCGGUUUGUCUGCUGGUCCACAUGCACUUUACUCAAAUCCUUCAUACGAUUUCCAUAGGAUUGACCGUCACACUGGCAGUGUGGCGAUAUGUGGCCAUCAGCCAAAUGUUACCGUCUCUAUUCCACAGACAUCCGAAUGGGGGCUGUGCCAACUUCCUGCUCGCACAUUCCCGGGAGGCGAUCCUCCUGCCCUUCAUCCUGUCCCCGAUCCUCUGCCUGCCCACGUACUUUGUGUUCAAGGUGCGCGAAACGUACGAUGUGGACCAGGUCAACUCGGAGGCCAUGUACCACGUCUAUUUCGACAAGGAUUCGGUGCUCUACAGGUUCAAUUUCUGGAUACAUUCCGUGCUUAUUAAACUUCUGCCGUGUGGCAUAUUGAUUGUGAUCAGUGCAGUGCUCAUGCAUGUUUUGUGUGAGGCCUCGAGACGUCGUCUAAAGUUAAGGGACUACAAUAAUCCCGCAAAGUAUGCCAUCCAGCUCAACCUGACCGAACCCAAGUCUAAGAAGCCUCCUCGCUGUGAUCGUCGCAAUGAUCGGACUACUCUUCUACUGGUGGCUGUACUGGUUCUGUUUCUGAUCACCGAAUUCCCGCAGGGAUUACUGGGUCUUCUGUCCGGGGUGAUGGAGAAGUGCUUCUUCGCCCACUGCUAUCCGCCCUUUGGCGAACUGAUGGACCUCUUGGCCCUGAUCAAUGCCGCCGUGGGAUUCGUGCUCUACGGAUUGAUGUCGAAGCAGUUCCGAUCCACCUUUAGAUCGCUCUUUAUGAAGCGCCACUUUGGCAGCACCGAGAUGACCCGGUUAACACGAGUUACCACAACAUGCGUUUAAAUUCGGGGUGGACAGAGUAUCUCCUAGAUGUGAUCAAAACGAAGGCGAUUAUUUACGAGGAUUUGGUGAAGGACAUCCAAGAUGUUCCAGGCUGGCUCCAUUUGAAUUUCUAAAUUAUAAACUUUACAAAAGUUUCGUUAACUUGAAUAACGAAAAAAGUAUACUGUGAGUGCGGGAUAAAUUUGUACACUGGUUAAUGCACCGAUUAAUUGAUUUCUGCUUUACCUUCGUUGUCCAAGUAAAUUUUUCUGAAAAUUAAAUGGUGCAUUGAUCGGUUCGAAAAUUGAUUCUGCUUGUGAUUUGGCUGUUUAGAAAGUGCCACUUCAUUUCCAACUUAAUUACGUUAGCCAGUUGGUGUUUCAAAUUCAUAUUAUAGUACAUAAGAUUUUGAUAGGCUAAGGCAGUACAAACUGUACAAAUACGAGACAUUUACUUUUCACUAAGGCCAAACAAACGGAAUCCAUGAAUGUAACUAUAGCUAUGCUAAGAGGACAGAAAAACUCCAUGAGCCCCGAGUUGCUUUUUCUUCUUGGCUGUCAAUAUCAGAAUUUAUUUUGGUUAUACUUCGAUUACUGGAUUCCAGUUGAAAGUCAAUGCAUUUUACAUUGGCUUUUGUUUUGCAAACCUAAUCGUGUGUAUUAAUUAAGCUGCUUGACCUAUUUAUAAAUAAUUGUGAACACUUUCAAAUAAAUGUUUGAUGUGAGUUACAUGACAAAGAAA
Messenger RNA from Drosophila elegans, 2350 nucleotides. Its product is annotated as G-protein coupled receptor dmsr-1. The record is from RefSeq and is a predicted model, not a curated record. The coding region runs from base 362 to 1630 and encodes 422 amino acids. The transcript is spliced from 8 exons. Gene Ontology annotation, cellular component: membrane. Lineage: Eukaryota; Metazoa; Arthropoda; Insecta; Diptera; Drosophilidae. Gene Ontology annotation, biological process: G protein-coupled receptor signaling pathway. Gene Ontology annotation, molecular function: G protein-coupled peptide receptor activity.